GAGUUGAAUGGACUGGUGCUCCGCUGUCAAGUCUUUGUUGCCUGUUUACGCUGAAUGAGAGUGGAAUAGAUGGAAGAGUAAACAUUUAUUACACCACGUCGAGCAGCUUUUAACUCCACAUCAGCAGUCCAACCCCCUCAAACGAUGGAAGAAAAGCUGAAUGGACCGCUGCCCGUCUCCCCUGAAUACAUCCAGCAGUGGAUCCAGUCUACGCAGCAGUUCCACGCUCUGCAGGCCCAGUAUUCAGGCUUGAACCAGAACCACCAGUACUCGUACCCUGCAGGAGAGUCCGCCAUGGUGAACCCACAACCACAGCAGGAGGCCGCCGACCUGACCAAACCUCCACCCAAAAAGCGAGGCAGGCCAACUCAACCCAAGGAACCAGGGGCACCGAAACCCCCAAAGGUCCCCAAAGCUCCAAAACCACCCAAAGCUCCAAAACCACCUAAAGACCCCAACGCACCCAAAGCCAAACCGGGACCGAAACCGAAGAAAAACGCAACCGAAGCUCAGGGAGACGGGAAACAGGAGAAGAUCGACGAGAGCUUCAAGAAAGUGAAGAGGAAAGUGGACCGCUUCAAAGGGAUGUCGGAGGAGGAGGUGAUGAAGAAGACUCUGCCAGACCUGCUGGACUAUAACCUGGACUACGUCAUCAUUGGAAUCAACCCGGGUCUGAUGGCCGCUUUCAUCGGACGCUGGUUUCCAGGGCCAGGAAACCAUUUCUGGAAGUGUCUGUUUCUGUCUGGAUUCACUGAGGAGCAGCUGAACCACAUGCACGACACCUCGCUGCCCGUUAAAUACAAGAUGGGCUUCACUAACAUGGUUGCCAGGGCAACGCCGGGCAGCAAAGACCUGUCCAGUAAAGAGUUACGAGAAGGAGGAAAAAUCCUGGUGGAGAAGCUGAAGAAGUUCAAACCUCUGAUCGCCGUUUUCAACGGGAAAUGUAUCUAUGAAAUGUUCUGCAGGGAACUGUUUGGGAAGAAACCGACCAAACUGGAGUUCGGUUUGCAACCGCAUAAGAUCCCAGACUGUGACGUGGCCCUGUACCUGAUGCCUUCGUCCAGCGCUCGCUGUGCUCAGUUCCCUCGGGCUCAGGACAAAGUCCACUUCUACAUCAAACUGAGGGAGCUGCGAGACCAGCUGAAGGGAGUCCAGAAGACCAGUGAAGUCCAGGAGGUGGACUACACCUUCAACCUGCAGUUGGCCAAGGAGGACGCCAAACGUAUGGCCAUCAAGGAGGAACAGUACGACCCCGGGUACGAAGACGCCUACGGAGGCGCCUAUGUGGAGGGGGGGUCUGAAAACCCCCCAGGCCAGAGCCAGACCAACGGACACUGCACCUUCAGCUCUGAGGACACAGACCGGGGUCCAGGGGCGUCCUCGUCCUCGUCCCAGCCGGCUCCGGCGGUCCAGAUCCCGGACGGCCAGUGGAUGACCCAGUCCUUCACAGACCAGAUCCCAGACAUCGGUGGCGGUCCGAGGGACAGUGCGUGACGUGUGUCUGGUCUGUGUCAGUUUUUCGUUUUUCUUAGUGUCGGACAUGAAACCCACUGGCGUCAGAGUCGGUGCACACGCCGCCUUCUGCACUUCUGUUAUUUUCCGUGUGUCUGCGGUCGUCGGGUCUCGUUUCCUCACGGUUCUGGAUCUGCAGAGCUGUGGACGUGGACACGAAGGACCGCUGAGACGGACGCAGACAUGGACUCUGUCCCGUCCUCAGGGUUUAUGGUGCUUUGAGCGGUCGGACUCCAGUUCUGACCCGCCUUCAACUGAAACUCAAACGGGUUUUAUUUCUUCCGUAUGACUUUAGAAUCAUGUUUUUAAUGUGGAUGAAAAUGUCUCAAAUGGACUUUUAUGAAUCAUGUGUCCAUUAAAAUGUCCUGAUGAUGCUUUUCUACAUUUA
Messenger RNA from Sphaeramia orbicularis (orbiculate cardinalfish), 1900 nucleotides. RefSeq names its product thymine DNA glycosylase, tandem duplicate 1 (gene tdg.1). Gene Ontology annotation, biological process: base-excision repair, AP site formation. Gene Ontology annotation, molecular function: pyrimidine-specific mismatch base pair DNA N-glycosylase activity; uracil DNA N-glycosylase activity. Gene Ontology annotation, cellular component: nucleus. The coding region runs from base 145 to 1494 and encodes 449 amino acids. The transcript is spliced from 11 exons. The record is from RefSeq and is a predicted model, not a curated record. Lineage: Eukaryota; Metazoa; Chordata; Actinopteri; Kurtiformes; Apogonidae.